UCACAAAUUUCUGUCCAAAUUUAUUCUCUUCUAUUUUAUUUUUAGUUUCUUUAAGAUAAUAAAUUAAUUUAUAAAAAAAUGGUUGUCGGGCGUGGCCGGAAUUUGCGGAUGAAACCUAUAAUUUGUAUCUCAAAAUUUGGGGGGAAAGUGGAAAAUGAAUAGAAGGCGCCUCCUUGUAGUCUCCUCCGACGACGAAGACGACGAUGAUAACCCCUGCCCUCCGCUGCCUACUCCUCCUCCGCCUCAACAGCACUGGUUAGACGAAGACGACCUCAUCGCCGAAGACAUCGAGUCCGAUUUCCAAACAGUUACACUGAACUCCGCAAAUCCUACUCCCGGCAGCAACAAUUCCUUCACCGCACCCCCCACCGCCACUCACACACAAGGAAACCACCGAUUCGAGCCGAUUCCACUUGAUAUCUCCGACGAAGACCGGGAAGAUGUUUCUACCGGUGACAAUGCCUUCCCUGAAGCCACGAACGGUAAUCACGGUCAUUUUCAAGUGUCGGAGUCGCCGGCGGUGGAUGGGGUUUUGAAGAGGCUAGGGCUCAGUGUUAGGGGAGAGUGGCUGGAUUCGUGUUUACAAGGUUUGCAGGCAUCCACGCCGGGGUUUCAGAGAAUGGACGAUUCAUCGAAGGCUAAGCUUUGCUUUAAGCAGUUGUUCUGGUCGGACAUGAAUUUCUGCGGCGCGGGGGUGCUUCCGCCGAAUGUGCACACAUUGCAUUUGGUUGAUCUCAAGGGGCCUUUUGUUCUUCAGGUGGAUGAGGCAGUAAACAUAAGCAACCCUGUUCGCGGGAGGUACCAAAACGCUGCUCCGGGAAUCAAGAGAUGCCUUAAACUGUCUAUGACAGACGGAAUCCAACGUGUGUUUGGCAUGGAAUAUCGACCCAUCAAAGAUCUUCAAGUUUUGGGGCCGGCAGGACUGAAGGUAGUUGUUUGUAAUGUACAUGUUAGGCAUGGGCUCUUGAUGCUAGUCCCUGAAGUUAUUGAGGUGUUGGGAGGAGCCGUAGAUGAGUUGGAAGCUGCACGACAGAGGCUUGUUGAAGAAAUAAAUAAGCCACCUCGGGGAAGAAGAAAUAGGCCAGGGGAGGUUGUUCCUCUGACAACUAGGGCAACACUUGCUGCAUGGCCACCUAGUAAUGAUGCAGUUCCAGGGCAUGUAGAUAAUAACCGCCCAACGAAUGUAAUUCCCCAGCAAACAAGCAGGCAAGGUUAUGCAGCUAGUGUACCUGCCAAUGAUAUGCACAGACAAGACUUUGCUACUCCAAUUAAUAGAAAUGAUGCUGUGGCCAACAACACUUCACAUGCACCCUGGCCACCUGAACAAGAUGAAAUUCAAGGGCAUACUGAUCCUCCUAUAACUACUCAUUCACGACAAGGUUCAUCUAUAAUCUAUAAUAAGGAAAAAUAUCUUUUUCCUGUAGCUAUCUCCCAAUGCUUGGAAGAUUUUCCUAUUUUUUUCCAUGAUACCAUAGGCCCUGGCAGACGCGGACAAGACAUUGAAGUUCCUGUGUAUCGAAGUAAUCCUCAGCCUAGUACCGUGCCUGCACUGCAGCGUGCACAAUCUGUUGCCACUGCUCAGCAUAUUAAUGAACCCUCAUCAGAAGUUUUGACACCUUUAGGAGGGACUAGGCAAGGCACCCCUGCCAGUUAUAUGCCUGAGGAGGAUGUUCAUGCACCUGUCGGCAUGGAUGAUGACGAGGCUAACACAUCUUCCAUACACAUGGAUGUUGAUGAUAUAUCUACUGUGGAUAAUCUGGAACCGCAUUUUAUACUUUCUGGAGAUAAAGAACCCCCUUUCAUAUAUUUGGCUAGUUUAUCAGCAAAGUAUGCAGCUAUUGAUGAUGAAACAUCUGUUGUUCGAGGAAAAAUAAAGUGUAUAAUAACUGGUGUCAAGGGAUUUCAAUUCAAAGGAAGGUCUACCUUUGAACUUCGUGUUUAUAUCGACGAUGGCAGUCUUAUCUCUGAGAUCCUCAUCGACCACAACGUUGUACGGAAUGCAAUUGGUUAUUCUACUCAAGAGGUUUCAAAGGCCUAUGAGUUUCCAGAAAUCAAACGGAUCAAGGAGGCAGCAAAAGAAUUUCAAAAAUUUCUAGCUAAUUUUGAGGGGACAUUGCUUGUAGAGAUGCGCAGAGAGUCUACCGUCCCAGUUGCCGUGGAGAUGGACCAGGGCUGUCCUACCUCUGAUGCUCGGUUGCUUCUUGAGAGGGUCAAGUCGCUGACUUCUACCCCUAUCCCCCUAAACACUAAAUCCUUAUCCCCAUAAGCUCUAGACAUUAACAAGAGUACAUCUUGAUGGUGGGGGAUCGAAUGGAAUCUGGCCACAUGAUGUCCUUUAUUCCGGGCAAGUCUACAACUUUCUUGCUUAUAGCUUGUGUGGGAGGAACUCCAGGGUCAGUGAGCAGGUACCAAUGGUUGAACCAGUCG
Molecule: messenger RNA, 2427 nt
Organism: Salvia splendens (bonfire salvia)
Lineage: Eukaryota; Viridiplantae; Streptophyta; Magnoliopsida; Lamiales; Lamiaceae
Product: recQ-mediated genome instability protein 1-like
Exons: 10
Coding region: 155-2266 (703 amino acids)
Biological process (GO): resolution of meiotic recombination intermediates; double-strand break repair via homologous recombination
Cellular component (GO): RecQ family helicase-topoisomerase III complex; nuclear body
Molecular function (GO): nucleotide binding
Source: RefSeq, a predicted model, not a curated record